CCAUAAAAGGAACAUAACCUGAAUGUUUAACGGCUGUUACUUAGAAAGUUCAGUUUUUUGAAAAGUAAAGAAAUGAAGACUGAUGAAAAGAAUUCAUACUUUAUAUCAGUUAAUGUAUCAGACUUAAUUCUCACACCUCUUACAUGUGCAGCCUUAGUUAAUGAAAUUAUUAAAAAUCUAGUUUAUCAGAGGUCUCAAAUUCCAUACUCGUUUAAUUGGUUGGAAAGUGCUAUUAAACGCAAAAGAAGUUCAUUAGGAAAGAAAGAGUGUAAAAACAUUAAUCUCAAUAUUGAGAAGUAUUAUAAGGUUGCAUCUGCAGCCUUUGAUACACUUGAAGAUAUAAUGAAACAAAUUAAAAGUGAAUUUUUAAAAUGUGAGGAUUUAAUUAAAGAAGUGUUGAUUUUGUUUGGUUCGACUCCUUUGUGUGCUAAGGAGAUUUUUAUUAUUAAAAUACCUUUUAUAAGUAAAGGACAUAUAGAGGAAAACCAUUUGAGAAGUAUGCAGAAACAGCAGCAAAAAAUACUAAGAAGUAUAUUUUUAUCGGAAGACUGGAUUAAAGCAAUGGAAUCGUCCAUCCCUUCAACUAACACUUUUGUUUUGCUUAAGAAAAUUAAGAAGACUGAAAUGAAUAAUACCAAUGAUUUCUUUACUUAUAAAGAAAAUUACAGUUUGCCAUCUAGAAUUAAGCAUUACACUGUUGAAUUAAUUAAUGAUAAAAAAGUUUUAAGUAAUUGCUGUAGUCAUUUAUCUAUACACUGUGAUUCUCAAGUUUCCCAAUCGAAAUGUAAUACAAGUAAUACAUGUGAUGACAAUUCGGUAAAUGAAUGCAUAGAAACUGAUUUGCUUGAAUGGUAUCAAGCCAAUGUAGUAGUAAAGGGUUUUAAAGACUUAUUUGUAAAUAAGAUAUCUGCUAGUGAAUUGUGGUAAUUAUGUCAAUUUAGAAAAUCGUGCCAAUUAUUAAUUGAUAUUUAAAUAAUGAUUAUAUUUUUUAAGGUGACUAUAAAAUUAAUUUUAUAUAUUAAUUAUA
This is a messenger RNA of Agrilus planipennis (emerald ash borer), 1027 nucleotides long. RefSeq lists its product as uncharacterized. The coding region runs from base 73 to 927 and encodes 284 amino acids. The transcript is spliced from 2 exons. Gene Ontology annotation, cellular component: nucleus. NCBI's taxonomy places the organism in Eukaryota, Metazoa, Arthropoda, Insecta, Coleoptera, Buprestidae. The record is from RefSeq and is a predicted model, not a curated record. Gene Ontology annotation, biological process: regulation of exit from mitosis.